Molecule: messenger RNA, 1254 nt
Organism: Sorghum bicolor (sorghum)
Lineage: Eukaryota; Viridiplantae; Streptophyta; Magnoliopsida; Poales; Poaceae
Product: proliferating cell nuclear antigen
Exons: 4
Coding region: 185-1027 (280 amino acids)
Biological process (GO): leading strand elongation; regulation of DNA replication; mismatch repair
Cellular component (GO): PCNA complex
Molecular function (GO): DNA binding; DNA polymerase processivity factor activity
Source: RefSeq, a predicted model, not a curated record
UCGGACCCUAAGACGCCCGUCUUCCCCUACGCCACCGCCGCCGGGCCGUCCCUUUCUCCUUCCUCCAUCCCCCUCCGCCACUCUCCCCUCCCAAACCCCCUCCUCGCACCCGCCCAGAUCCUAGCUAGGGUUUCCCCAUCUUCCCCUACGCCACCGCCGCCGCCGUCGGGCCGUCCCCGCCACCAUGUUGGAGCUGCGGCUGGUGCAGGCGGCCUCCCUCAAGAAUGUCCUGGAGGCGCUCAGCGUCCUCGACCUGUCCAGUGAGGUCAACUUCGAAUUCUCCGGCACGGGCUUUGAGCUCCAGGCCAUGGACACCAGCGGCGCCGCGCUCGUCGCGCUCCUCCUCCGUGCCGAUGCCUUCAAUCACUACCUCUGCGACCGCGACCUCUCCAUGGGCCUGAACCUCGCCGACAUGGCCAAUGUUUUCCGCUGCGCCAACAACGACGACAUCCUCACCAUCAAGGUGGAUGGCUGCCCCGACACCGUUAUGUUCGUGUUCGAGUCGCCCAAGGUUGGUGAGAUUUCGUAUUUUGAUUUGCAUUUCGUGGACAUCAACCGCAUGCCCUGCGAAAUCCCGGAAAUCCCGGAAUCCGAGUACCAGGCCAUAGUCCGCAUGCCCUCUGCCAAGUUUAUGCGUAUCUGCAAGAAGCUCAGCAGCGUCGGGGACAGAGAGGACAGGGACACUGUUGCCAGUAUCUCAGUGGAUAAGGAGCGUGUCGACUUCUUCACUUCGGGAAAAGCUGGGACCUCAACAAUUUUUUGCACUGUUGGCAAGCCAAAAGAACCUACCCUUAUAGAAGAACCUACCCUUAUAGAGAUGAAAGAAAAGGUUUCCCUGAGCUUUGACCUAAGGUACGUGAACUCCUUCUCCAAGAUGUGUACCCAGUCUGAUCAACAAGUGACUAUCAGUCUUUCACCCGAGCUACCCGUGCUGUUCGAGUACAAGAUCACAGAGAUGGGCCGCAUCAGAUAUUACGUGGCGCCAAGGAUCAAAUUGCAGAAUGAGGUAGAUGGGAUGCAGAACUAAUGACUAGCGGGGAUACAUAUGGUCAUGUUGCCUUGUCUUUCCACCAUCAAUUGCUUGACUAUUGUUUGCAAGCAAAAAAGAUGUUAUGUCUCAUCUGUUUAAGCCAGACAGUUUCAGUUGCUUGUAUCAGUAUCUGCUAUGAGUCUUUGGAUUUACAGUGAAUUUAGAUGAGUGGAUUUGUGCUUUGUGCAUUGGUAUAUACUGUGCUGUUUGAUCCGGUCACACAA